UAGCCGCUCCUCGCCGCCGACCCCCCGCCGCGCCCUCCCUCCCCGUCCCCGCGCGCGCGGCGAUCCCGCCGAUCGGGGGGAGCCGGACUGGGUCUGCCCGCCCCGGCGCCGCCGGGUUCGAUCACUUCGGGUAGGUUCUAAUUGGACAUAUUGCUGCUGUAUUGUGACAGGCGGCGCCCUUGCUUGGUGACAUUUGUGUUUUGUUGAUCGUCAAGGCUUCCUUACUGCUCAGCCCUCUGUUUUUGCUUGCUGUCUAUAUCUCCUUGGGGAGGGCAAUCUAGCAACAAUGUCAUCGCUUCAGUUAUUGCAACUUACGGAGCAUGGGCGAAACCUUUUUUCUUCUAGAAGGAGGACGCUUGCAGUUGUUUCUGGCGCACUACUUGCUGGUGGUACUUUAGCAUAUGCGCAGUCAGGUCGACGGAGGAAACAUCGGGAAGAAAGUCAUUCUAAUGAUGGAAAUGCACAUACCAGGAGUAAAGAGGGCAUUUGUCAAAAUGGUGUUGAUGGUAAAGUGGUAAAGACAAGGAAAAAGAAAAAUUUAUUGAAAUCCUUACAUUUCCUGGCUGCCAUUUUACUUAAGAAGAUUGGCCCAAGUGGAACAAAUUACCUUCUUGGCUUGAUGUUAACAGCAGUGUUACGUACAGCCAUUGGUCACAGAUUAGCAAAAGUUCAAGGGUAUUUGUUCAAAUCCGCGUUUCUUCGGCGUGUUCCGGCCUUCACACGCCUAAUCAUUGAAAAUCUUCUAUUAUGCUUUCUUCAGUCCACGGUAUAUCAGACCUCAAAGUACUUGACAGGAUCCUUAAGCUUGCGCUUCAAGAAAAUUUUGACGGAUCUCAUCCAUGCUGAUUACUUUGAGAAUAUGGUUUACUACAAGAUCUCACAUGUAGAUCAUCGGAUUUCAAACCCAGAGCAAAGGAUUGCUAGUGAUAUUCCUAAGUUCUGCGCAGGACUAAGUGACCUUGUACAAGAUGAUCUGAUUGCAGUUGCAGAUGGGUUAAUAUACAUCUGGCGCAUCUGUUCUUAUGCAAGUCCGAAAUAUGUUCUCUGGAUUCUGGCAUAUGUACUUGGUGCUGGUGGCACAAUUAGAAAAUUUUCCCCUUCUUUUGGGAAGUUGAAAGCCAUGGAACAACAACUAGAAGGGGAAUAUCGCCAGGUUCAUUCACGACUGAGAACUCAUGCUGAGAGCGUGGCAUUUUAUGGUGGUGAGAACAGAGAAGAAUCGCACAUUAUGCAGCGGUUCCAGGCUCUUGUGCGGCACGUGAAUGUUGUUCUUCAUGAGAACUGGUGGUUUGGCAUGAUUCAGGAUUUUCUUCUGAAGUAUCUUGGUGCCACAGUGGGAGUUAUCUUGAUUGUCGAACCUUUCUUUGCGGGAGAUCUUAAACCUGAUACAUCUACUUUAGGACGGGCAGAGAUGUUGAGUAAUCUUCGUUAUCACACAAGUGUGAUAAUAUCAUUAUUCCAGUCCCUUGGCACCCUUUCUACCAGUUCAAGACGUUUAAAUCUUCUCAGUGCCUAUGCAGACCGUAUUCAUGAGUUACUGGAUGUUUCACGUGAGCUAUCUGGGGUUCGUGACAGAUCAAUGAGCCGAAAUUCUUCUGCCAAAAAUUAUAUUAGUGAGGCAAACUAUAUAGAAUUUUCAGGUGUUAAGGUGGUGACACCCUCUGGGAAUGUCUUGGUUGAUGAUUUAACUCUCCGGGUGGAGUCGGGUUCUAAUCUUUUGAUCACUGGUCCCAACGGUAGUGGAAAAAGCUCUCUUUUCCGUGUUCUUGGGGGUCUGUGGCCACUUGUAUCUGGCCACAUUGUCAAACCUGGUGUUGGUUCUAAUCUUAACAAGGAAAUCUUUUAUGUCCCCCAGCGACCAUAUACAGCUGUCGGAACACUUCGUGACCAGUUAAUCUAUCCACUUACAGCAGAUCAGGAAACCGAACCACUUAGCUAUGGUGGUAUGGUGGAUCUUCUAAAGAAUGUUGAUCUAGAAUACUUGCUAGAACGCUACCCUCUCGACAAGGAAGUUAACUGGGGUGAUGAGUUGUCUCUUGGUGAGCAACAGAGAUUGGGAAUGGCGAGAUUGUUCUACCAUAAGCCCAAGUUUGCCAUCCUGGAUGAGUGUACUAGUGCUGUGACGACUGAUAUGGAAGAACGUUUCUGCAAUAGGGUCCGAGCAAUGGGCACGUCAUGCAUAACAAUAUCUCACCGACCAGCAUUAGUUGCUUUUCAUGAUGUCGUUUUGUCCUUGGAUGGUGAAGGAGGGUGGAAAGUUCAAGAUAACAGAAAUGGCUCCUUCCUUCCUACUGAAUCGGAGUUUGAUGCAUUGAAGUCAUCAGAAACUGACCGCAAAUCUGACGCACUUGCUGUUCAAAGGGCUUUUAGUGCUAAUACAAAGGAAAAUACUUUAUCGGGCCCCAAGGAACAUUCUUAUUCAACACAGGUCAUAGCUACUUCCCCCAAUAUGGAAAUAGAAUCCACAGAACAGCCACAUCUGAUCCCACAAUUGCAGUGCUCGCCGAGACCUUUGCCUGUUAGAGUUGCUGCAAUGUCUAAAAUACUGGUUCCUAAAAUCGUUGAUAAGCAAGGGGCACAAUUGCUUGCAGUUGCAGUACUUGUACUAUCUCGGACUUGGAUAUCUGAUCGUAUAGCUUCACUGAAUGGGACUAGUGUUAAGUAUGUCCUGGAGCAGGACAAGGCAGCCUUCAUUCGAUUGAUCGGGACCAGUGUAAUGCAAAGUGCUGCAAAUUCAAUUGUGGCACCAUCACUGAGACACCUUACUUCAAAGAUUGCUCUUGGAUGGCGAAUUCGCAUGACCAACCAUCUACUUGCAUAUUAUUUGAAAAGAAAUGCUUUUUACAAGGUAUUUAACAUGACAGGCAUGGAGAUUGAUGCAGACCAAAGAAUAACACGUGAUGUGGAGAAGUUGACGAAUGAUCUUGCUGGCUUAGUUACUGGAAUGGUGAAACCAUCAGUUGACAUUCUUUGGUUUACAUGGAGAAUGAAGCUUUUAUCUGGGAGAAGAGGAGUUGCUAUUUUGUACGCAUACAUGUUGCUAGGGCUUGGUUUUCUAAGAGCCGUUUCCCCUGAUUUCGGUGAUCUUUCAAACCAAGAACAAGAACUUGAAAGUUCUUUCAGGUUCAUGCACUCAAGACUGCGGACACAUGCUGAGUCAAUUGCUUUCUUUGGUGGUGGAUCAAGGGAAAGAGCUAUGGUUGAAGCUAAGUUCGCAACUUUGCUCAACCACUCGAAGAUUCUUUUGAGGAAAAGAUGGCUUUAUGGUAUAUUUGAUGAUUUCAUGACGAAGCAGCUGCCUCAUAAUGUGACAUGGGGAUUGAGUCUGUUAUAUGCUUUGGAACACAAGGGGGACCGAGCUUUGACUUCAACACAAGGAGAGUUAGCACAUGCCCUGCGGUUCUUGGCAUCUGUAGUGUCACAAAGUUUCAUAGCUUUUGGUGACAUUCUCGAGUUGCAUAAGAAAUUCCUUGAACUUUCUGGUGGUGUCAAUAGGAUCUUUGAACUCGAGGAGCUUCUAAAGGCAUCUCAAAGCAAUGCUGUCAUGCCCUCAAAUGUUAUCAGUGUGCCAUCUGAAGAAACUAUUUCCUUCCGUAAUGUGGAUAUUGUGACCCCAUCGCAAAAGCUACUGGCUAGCCAAUUGUCUUGUGAUGUGUCUCAAGGAAAAAGCCUUCUUGUCACUGGUCCAAACGGCAGUGGCAAGAGUUCCAUUUUUAGGGUGCUCCAAAGUUUGUGGCCUGUAGCUUCCGGAAGGCUCACCGUGCCAUCUGAAGGGAUAUUUCACGUUCCUCAGCGCCCAUAUACUUGCCUUGGAACCUUGAGAGAUCAGAUCAUAUAUCCUCUCUCACGUGAGGAGGCAGAGUUGAAGAUGCUUACAUUGUCCAAAACAAGUGACAGGUCUAGAUCGCUGGACGAUCACCUGAGGACAAUUCUAGAGAAUGUUCGCUUGGUCUAUCUUCUCGAAAGAGAAGGUUGGGAUGCUACUCCCAAUUGGGAAGACAUUUUGUCCUUGGGAGAACAGCAGAGGCUAGGCAUGGCCCGCCUGUUCUUUCACUCUCCUAAGUUUGGCAUCCUUGACGAGUGCACCAAUGCUACGAGUGUCGAUGUCGAGGAGCAUUUGUACAGGCUAGCAACUGACAUGGGUAUAACUGUGGUCACUUCCUCCCAAAGGCCUGCUCUCAUACCCUUCCAUUCGUUGGAACUGAAACUCAUCGACGGCGAAGGGAAGUGGGAGCUGUGUUCAAUCAACCACUAGUCGCUGCCUGUCGCCCUAAUUUUUGACCGGCUUUAGCUACUCUCAGCUGUAUACUGACUUACAGUACAAAUAGUCAUUAGCUGCUGCUUCAACAAACAGAGGCUGCCUGUAGAAGCCAGGGAGGCAUGCAGCACCCAAUUGGAGAUAGAUCAGAACAAUAUACAUACAUGGGUUGUAGGAGGGAAAUGUUUUUUUUCUUCUUUCCAAGGAGGAUAGUAUGGUAUAUAAUCUUGUUCUCAUACAGAAUACACAGCGAGAUGACAUUUGCCGCCGAAAUCAGAUGGUGGUGGGUGUAACGAUUAUUUGUAUAAACACGGGCGCGAAGCGUGCCCCCUUUGUAAAUGGCAACUAGUUCAAAUCCAUCUUCCUGAUGA
Molecule: messenger RNA, 4629 nt
Organism: Triticum dicoccoides
Lineage: Eukaryota; Viridiplantae; Streptophyta; Magnoliopsida; Poales; Poaceae
Product: ABC transporter D family member 1-like
Exons: 26
Coding region: 287-4255 (1322 amino acids)
Biological process (GO): fatty acid beta-oxidation; very long-chain fatty acid catabolic process; long-chain fatty acid import into peroxisome
Cellular component (GO): peroxisomal membrane
Molecular function (GO): ABC-type transporter activity; ATP binding; ATP hydrolysis activity
Source: RefSeq, a predicted model, not a curated record